Diachasma alloeum is the source of this 915-nucleotide messenger RNA. RefSeq names its product ATP-binding cassette sub-family A member 17-like. Lineage: Eukaryota; Metazoa; Arthropoda; Insecta; Hymenoptera; Braconidae. Gene Ontology annotation, molecular function: lipid carrier activity; ATP hydrolysis activity; ABC-type transporter activity. Gene Ontology annotation, cellular component: intracellular membrane-bounded organelle; membrane. The transcript is spliced from 5 exons. Bases 1 to 915 code for a protein of 304 amino acids. Gene Ontology annotation, biological process: lipid transport; transmembrane transport. The record is from RefSeq and is a predicted model, not a curated record.
AUGAAUGGAGCAGGCAAGUCGACAAUAGUGCGAGUACUGACUGGUCAGAUUCCUAUCGAGACCGGCAAAGUGGUUGUUCACAAUGCAGAUAUGUCUACAGAUCCAGACGAACUUCUAGGAAUGGUUGGAUACUGUCCGCAGAAUAAUGGGCUAUUGGAAUUCUUGAGUGGGAGACAAAAUUUACGAUUUUUUGCUGCCAUUCGCGGCGUUCCCAGGAAAUUUAUAGAGGAUGAAAUCGAUAAAUGGCUCGAUGUUUCUGAUUUAUUGGAAUUCGAGAAUAUAAAUAUCAAGAAUUGCGCCUGGGGUAUAAAACGUAAAGUGUGUCUCCUCCAAAGUAUCAUUGGGAAUCCUCCAGUAAUUAUGCUGGAUGCACCAGCCUCCGGAACGGACGUCAUUACUCGAAAUGCAUUAGUUGAAACUCUUCAUCAAGUGAAAGAAAUGGGCAGCACUUUGUGUUUAACGACCCACAGUACGGAGGAGGUUGAGGCUCUUUGUGACUAUCUGGGCAUUCUGGUUGAUGGAAAAAUAGUGACAACCGGAUCCGCCGAGGAGGUGAAGGACAGCUUUGGUGAUAAAAUAUUAAUGCAAAUUGUUCUGGAUCAGCAAGUAGGAGACGAGGCAGUUGAAGCUAUUAAGAUGUCCGUGGAACAGAUAUUUCCCUCAUUUGAAUUUAUUGAUCGAUACCUGCAUUGGUUGAAUUACGAGCUCACCGACAGAGUAUCCAAUGUCGAAAUUCAUGAGACUUUAGAGAAAUUAAAACGGGAUCACGUGAAUAUCAUUGAUUACUUCGUCAAUCAACAAUCCUUAGAUCAAGUAUUCCAUAAAUUGGCGAAGGUAGAGAAUGUCGUAAAAGUUGAUACAUCAUUGCUCCAACGAAUAUUUACAGAACUUCAAAAGGUGUUUUCCAAAAAAUGA